This is a messenger RNA of Schistocerca gregaria, 2289 nucleotides long. RefSeq names its product alpha-aminoadipic semialdehyde dehydrogenase-like. The coding region runs from base 128 to 1732 and encodes 534 amino acids. Gene Ontology annotation, molecular function: aldehyde dehydrogenase (NAD+) activity. The record is from RefSeq and is a predicted model, not a curated record. NCBI's taxonomy places the organism in Eukaryota, Metazoa, Arthropoda, Insecta, Orthoptera, Acrididae. The transcript is spliced from 8 exons.
AUCUCAUUUGCUGUUUGUGAGUUGCUUGGUAGUAGCUGCUGUGACCUCUGUGAACAAUUGUCUAAGGUGUUACAACUCAGUCUGUUAGAGGUACUUGGUCUGGACAGGGGACACAGCUUCAGGCAGUAUGAGGACUUUUAAGAAUAUGUUUGUCAAUCUCAUUCAAGUUCGACAUAUGAUGUCAAAACCAAAAUUUCUUAUUGAAGAAUCUUCAUAUUCAUUCCUACAAGAGCUAGGUUUACAGAAAAUAAACCCAGGAGUUUACAAUGGAAAGUGGACUGCUAGUGGAGAGGUCGUAACUUCAGUUUGUCCAGCAAAUGGGAGACCUAUAGCUGAAGUUCAGCAAGGAAACAUAAAGGACUACAAUGAGUGUGUACUUGAAGCUGCGAAUGCCUGGCAAAUAUGGGCUGAUUUACCAGCACCCAAACGUGGAGAAAUUGUACGGCAGAUGGGAGAUGCUCUAAGAGAAAAGCUGAUACCGCUAGGAAAAUUAGUAUCACUUGAAAUGGGGAAGAUACUGCCAGAAGCAAUUGGUGAAGUACAAGAAUAUAUAGAUAUAUGUGAUUAUGCCGUUGGUCUGUCACGUAUGUUUGCUGGGAAACUCUUUCCAUCUGAGCGUGAGGGACAUCUUCUGAUUGAAAAAUGGAAUCCAUGGGGUGUUGUUGGAGUAAUUAGUGCAUUCAACUCUCCUGUAGCAGUAUAUGGUUGGAACAGUGCUAUUGCCAUGGUAUGUGGAAAUGCUUUGUUGUGGAAGGGGGCUCCAACAACCCCUCUUGUAUCUGUUGCUACUAGCAAGAUCUUAGCAUCAGUAUUAGAAAGAAAUAAUCUUCCUGGUGCCAUUUGUUCUUUGUGCACUGGUGGAACUGACAUUGGACAAGCUAUUGCAAAAGAUACUAGGCUGCCACUGGUAGCAUUUACUGGCAGCACAAAUGCUGGCCAUAAGGUUGCAUUGCAAGUGCAAGAAAGGUUUGGUAAAUUUAUACUAGAACUUGGAGGAAACAACGCUAUUAUUGUAGAUGCAGAUGCUGAUCUUGAAAUGGCUGUCCGCUCUGUGUUAUUUGCAUGUGUAGGCACUGCUGGACAGCGCUGUACGACCACCAGGAGACUGAUUCUCCAUGAGAAGAUCUAUGAACAAGUAUUGCAACGACUGAAAGAAGCCUAUGCUCAGAUUAUUAAAAAGAUGGGAGACCCUCUGCAGGAAGGUGUUUUGUAUGGACCAGUACACAGCUCCCAGACUGUAAUUGCAUUCCAGAAUACUAUUAAAGAAGCACUGGCUGCUGGAGGUACAGUUGAAUUUGGUGGAAAUGUUGUGGAUAGACCAGGAUUUUUUGUUGAACCAACAAUUAUAACGGGACUGCCACAUGAUGCCAGUGUAGUGCAAAAGGAAACAUUUGCACCAAUUGUCUAUGUCCUGAAAACGGCAAAUGUUGAUGAGGCAAUAAAAUGGAAUAAUGAAGUUAAGCAAGGUUUAUCAUCCAGCAUUUUCACAUCAAGCCUGGAAACUGUUUUUUCAAAGUGGCUUGGGCCAAAAGGCUCUGACUGUGGGGUCGUGAAUGUGAACAUCCCAACAAAUGGAGCUGAAAUUGGAGGAGCAUUUGGUGGGGAAAAGCACACUGGUGGUGGCCGUGAAUCUGGUUCUGAUUCCUGGAAACAAUACAUGAGGCGUGCUACUGUGACUAUUAAUCACAGCAAGCAGUUGCCUCUUGCUCAGGGCAUUAAGUUUGAUCUGUGAAAUCUAAUAAGUGUAAAAUGCAGUAUAAUGUUCUACAAUAACUCUACAGAUCUCUGAUAAUAUUAAAUAAAACCUUUAAUCAAACAGAAAUGGAUAUAAAUGACCUCCAUUGACAGAUGUUUGAAAAUUUUGUAUUAUGAAUCACAUCCAGAACCCAUGACUAGCCUCUUAUAAAAUGAAAACAGGUUUGUCUUGAUAUGAUAACUGUUGUUUUAUUGAAGGAAAUAUUUCAUUUGAUAAGUACUUUUUUAUAGGUACAAGGUGGGCAAAAUAAAACCAUUCUGGAAAAUAAUUCAUGCACCUUAAGAUAUACAAUAAUGCUCAUAUCAUCAACAAUUGGGCUGGACAAUGUAAUAUAGGUUGUGUUUGUUAAGGUGCAUGAAAUAGUUUUCUGGGUGAGUUUUAUUUUUUCUAACCUUACUUUGAAAUUGAAACCAGAAAACAUUUUAUAUUAUGUACACUACAGUAGACUGAUAACAGGCAACUUUGUUAAAUUGGGAAGAGUUACUAUGGAACACAUUCAGAAAAUAAAGUUUAAGUGAUUGUCUAAAUUAAAA